This is a messenger RNA of Talaromyces stipitatus ATCC 10500, 1011 nucleotides long. RefSeq lists its product as uncharacterized. NCBI's taxonomy places the organism in Eukaryota, Fungi, Ascomycota, Eurotiomycetes, Eurotiales, Trichocomaceae. The transcript is spliced from 7 exons. Gene Ontology annotation, molecular function: methyltransferase activity. Bases 1 to 930 code for a protein of 309 amino acids. The record is from RefSeq and is a predicted model, not a curated record.
AUGAGAAUGGACGACGAUACCAUGCCUAUCAUCAUGGCUCCUAUUGGUAUGCCAUGGGUUCAGCAAUUGGAACCCUUUACAGCGACUAAUAUUCUUUCUAGGGGCCCUAAUGACGAGCGCGCAAUGGAUCAUCUCGAUCUAGGUCAUCAUCUAUAUAGUCUUAUGCUGCAAGGAGAGUUGUACUUGGUACCGAUCUCAAAAAAUCCCCAGAACGUCUUGGACGUCGGGACUGGAACGGCAUCUGGGCAAUGUCAUGACUUCGCGAGCCUCCACCCAUCAGCAAAAGUGAUUGGGACUGAUCUCUCGCCAAUCCAACCCAGUCUAGUGCCACCAAAUCUUCAAUUUGAGAUUGACGACUGUUGUGAUGAAUGGGUAUAUGCGGCUAAUAGUUUCGACUUUAUCCAUGUGCGGGGCCUAUAUGGCUGCGUUGCUGAUUGGGACAAGUUUUACAAAGAAUCAAUGAGACACCUAAAACCAGGGGGUUAUAUGGAGCAAGUGGAAAUCUCUGUCGUACCCAAGUCCGAAGAUGGUAGUGUCGACGGUACAAUCUUUGAGAAAUGGGGAGUAGUGUCCCUUCAGGCCGGGGAUGCCUUCGGAAAGACUCUGAGAAUAGUCGACGAGGCCAAGGAUAGAAUGAUUGCGGCGGGAUUUGUUGAUGUCGUUGAGCGUCGUUUCAAGCUCCCCAUCGGGCCAUGGCCCAAGGACCGUCAUCUGAAGGAGCUGGGGCUCUAUAACAGGCUUUACUGGGAAGAAGGCAUCCAAGGAUGGACAAUGAUGCUUUUGACAAGCAUCCUCAAGUGGAAACGAGAAGAAGUCGAAUUGUAUCUAAUGGAAGUUAGACAGGGUUUACGGAACCCAAAAUACCAUGCCUAUCAUGACUGUACUGUUGUGUAUGGACGAAAGGCACCUGAAAUUCCGGAAGAGGAAUGAGAAGAACAACAAUAAGCUGAUAUCGAGAUUCUUGCCGGUACUACUGUGUGGUAGUGAUUCAGGAUUUAGUACCAUAGGUUA